CUCGAUGGAUCCCAUCUACGACCUGACUACCCGCAUCCGCAGAUUCAUGUCUCGCUGAGAUUGACGAUGCUAUGCAGGAAACAGUUAGCGACGUGCUGUUGACUGAUCUCUGUGCGAUUUGUCACGUCAAUCCCAUUAAGUACACUUGCCCUCGAUGUGGAAUCCACACAUGCUCCCUGCCAUGCGUCAAGCGUCACAAGUCCUGGGCACAGUGCUCAGGCAUUCGAGACCCUACCGCCUACCGGAAGCGAGCUGAUUUAGCCACACCGGCCUCUGUCGAUCAAGAUUUCAACUUUAUUACUUCCGUCGAAAGAUCCCUGGCGCGCGCAGACGAGCUUACUCAAAGUAAGGGGAUUGACUUGGUCCCCAGUGGUAUCGUACGAAAGGGCCAGGAGGCUAGACGAAAGUUUGAUGCCGAGCUCGAAGAGAGAGGAAUAUGCUUGAUCAAGGCGCCCAAAGGAUUGUCGAGAAACAAUCAGAACAAGUCGCAUUGGGCGGGCCAUGGAAAGUGUAUCAUGUGGACGACUGAAUGGUUGUGUCACGAUGGCGACAAGAGGAUCUGCAAUGUGCUUGAGUCGAGGACCGUCGAGGAAGCAUUUCUGGGUGCAUUUGGGAAACACGCCGUCAACCGCAAGAAACGCAAGCGAAGUGAUGCUGAAACAGGGUCAGUCUCAGCUCCUCACCCCGACGAUCAACCUACUCGGCCUGUCACUGCCGGAGAAAUUGAUGGAGGAACCUCGCACACUGGGAAUGUGGAAGGAAAUCCUGCAAAUCCAGAAUCCGAAUCGGCCGCCCUCGAACCUGUCACGGACCAGACCGACACCGACACGACUCAUGGCCCGACACGAAGGACUGGCCAGCAUCCGCAAACUUCGCGUUCAUCACAGAACCUCAAGUUUUAUCUAUUGAAGCCGAACACGAUCUCGAAAGUGAAAUGUUUGAUUCCUGUUGCUUCGGACUCAAAGCUGGUUGAUGCUCUUCGCAAUCAGACCAUCCUAGAGUUCCCGACUUUCUAUGUUCGACAAGAAGCCCCCCAGGAUUUGCCUGCUCCUUUCAUCACCGAAAAAAAUUAUGAAGAAAAGUAUGGGACAGAAUUAUCGAUCAACCUGCCGACCUACGCCAGCGAGGACAAAGCAGAUGAAGAACACAUUGUUUCUUUGGACAACAUCGACGAGAAGAAGGUACUGGAAGUCCUUCAAAAAGACCUGGAUGGCUGAGUCCACUUUAUCAGAUCUAUGAAUAUCCUCAACCCAGUUUACCUGGGACAAAAGGAUGUCCAGCACUCAGUCCACCGCAUACGGCCCAGGCUUGGCCAUUGACAUAGCUAGCCUCGUCACUUCCCAAGAACAAGGCGACUCUAGCAACCUCGUCGGCCACCGCGCCUCUCUGCAGCGGAUUCAACUGGCCAAUCUUCUUCUCGGUGCCCCGGCCUCGUGCUGCAUCAUACAUGGGUUUGGUCAUACCAGUCUCGAUCACACCUGGGCAGAUGGCAUUGACCCUCACGCCUGUCCCACUUAACUGAUAGGACAUCGUCUGUGCCAUCGAUACCACGGCAGCUUUGCUGGCCGAGUAGUCCGUGCCCCCAGCAUUCGACCGGAUCCCAGCCACCGACGCCGUGCCAAUGAUGCUUCCUCCAGGAUAUUUCUUCUCGGGAGACGUCUUCUGCAUGGCAAUGGCGGCAUAUUUGAAACAGAGAAAUACACCCAGUGCGUUAACCCUCAUCGUCCUCAUAUAUGCCUCGCUCGAAAUAUGUUCAAACGUAUUGGGGACACCCGAGAUGCCAGCAUUUGCAAACAUGAUGUCCAGUCUGCCGUAUUUUGCCAGGCAUUGAUCCACAACGGCUUUCACCUGAGAUUCUUCGCCGACGUCCAUUUUCACACAGUGGACCUCGCAUUCGGGAUAUAGGGACGCCAGUUCCCGCUUGUGCAUUUCCAAAUACUUGUCAUCGUAGUCGCAAAUAUAGACCGCCUUUGCGCCGUUCUGGGCGUAUUGGUGUGCCGACGCUCGACCAAUGCCGAUGGGAGAGUUG
Cladophialophora immunda is the source of this 2029-nucleotide messenger RNA. RefSeq lists its product as uncharacterized. Gene Ontology annotation, biological process: maturation of LSU-rRNA from tricistronic rRNA transcript (SSU-rRNA, 5.8S rRNA, LSU-rRNA); box C/D snoRNP assembly; snoRNA localization. The record is from RefSeq and is a predicted model, not a curated record. The coding region runs from base 72 to 1217 and encodes 381 amino acids. The transcript has 2 exons. Gene Ontology annotation, cellular component: pre-snoRNP complex; nucleus. NCBI's taxonomy places the organism in Eukaryota, Fungi, Ascomycota, Eurotiomycetes, Chaetothyriales, Herpotrichiellaceae.